Messenger RNA from Anarrhichthys ocellatus (wolf-eel), 1516 nucleotides. RefSeq names its product Golgi apparatus membrane protein TVP23 homolog B. Gene Ontology annotation, biological process: vesicle-mediated transport; protein secretion. NCBI's taxonomy places the organism in Eukaryota, Metazoa, Chordata, Actinopteri, Perciformes, Anarhichadidae. The transcript is spliced from 7 exons. Gene Ontology annotation, cellular component: Golgi membrane. The record is from RefSeq and is a predicted model, not a curated record. Bases 73 to 669 code for a protein of 198 amino acids.
CUUCCUUUGGGUCCUUAGCAUAAGGUUUUGUUUACAACCACGUCACCAGGAAAUACAUCCGCAAGUUUCAACAUGCUGAGACAGGACUCGCAAGACGCUCCUCUCUUUGGGGAAGAGGACGGUGACAUAAGAGCCAGAAAGUCCAACAUUAGACACCCGCUGGUCUCCUUCUUCCAUCUCUUCUUCCGAACAAGUGCCAUCUUGGUCUACUUACUGUGCGACAUCUUCAGCAGUCGUUUCAUUGCCUGUAUGGUCACCAUCAUCCUCCUGCUGUCAUGUGACUUCUGGACCGUGAAGAAUGUAUCUGGCAGAUUGUUGGUGGGCCUUCGCUGGUGGAAUCAAGUGGAUACCAAUGGAAAGAGCCACUGGGUGUUUGAGUCAAAGAAGACGCACAGUCUGAACACGACGUCCAGUGCCGAGUCCCGGAUCUUCUGGCUCGGACUCAUCGUGUGCCCCAUCUUCUGGAUAAUGUUUGUGUUCAGCACCAUCUUCUCUUUCAAGAUGAAAUGGCUGGCUGUAGUGCUCAUGGGCUUGGUAUUACAAUGGGCAAACUUGUACGGCUACAUCAGAUGCAAGUUCGGUGGACAGACCAACCUGAGAAACAUGGCACAGAACUAUCUUGGUGCCCAGAUUUUUAAACAGGCAAUGAAAAAGACAGAGGAACCUUGAAGUUGAAGAGGACGAACCGUCUGCAGUGUGAUGGACACAUUAUUGUACCUGUUGGUCUUUUCUGAGUGUGAAAGUGUUUUUGAUACAACUGAUUUUGUGUCGGGGUUUUUUUCCUCUGAAAUCAUUGACUGACUGAUUAAUUCAGGAAUAAUUUCCAGACUUUCUAUUAAUGCAAAUAAAAAAAAAAACAAUAGUUGCUGUUGAGAAUAAAUUGCAUACAGUAGUUUUGUCAGUUCAGAGCACAGGUAGACUGAUACUUGUAACUGAUGUAAGGUUAUUGUGAAAUGUAAACCCUGACUGGUAAACUGAGUUCACCACAAAACUGGCAAAGUCCCUAACAGGCUUUAAUUUGUUUUAAAAUAGCAGUUAAUGAGGUAAUGUUUAGAUUCCGGAGUCUUGAUUAGAUUUCGAUCAAGGGCAGUUUUGUCUUUAGAAAAUGAAAGCAUUAUUUUUUACAUUACACUUUUGUAACUUUUGACGUCUCAGCAUCUCUGAAUGUAUACUGUUGGGAAAAGAGCUUUGGGGGACAAUUAAAUAUAUAGAGAUAGAUGUGUUACCUUAUUGUGCUACUAUUUAAACUAUAGGGGCGGGGAUCUUACUGCUGCUUUAUGUUGUUUUAAUCAAACUUUAUAAAAUAUUGUGAUAAAUGAUAUUGGGAUAUGGCAGGGAGAAGUUGGUGAAGUGUAUAAUGUUUAGCUACAAGUGCCACUUGGUUGUGAGUUUACACAAAAACUGACGAUUUACCCUGGACAUCUCUGAAAUUGUUGUUUUACAAAAACAUAAUAAAUACAAGAAUAAACUCAUGACUGUCAUUUCUGGCUGGAAGUGUCAACAUUAUGUUAUUAAA